CACAACUCCAAUAUGGCGAAUGUGAGGGACAGCGAUACGUCGUUGUGGCUACAUAACAAGCUCGGAACGUCAAAUGAUAGCUGGACCGGGUCUUCGAUUUGCUCGCAACUAAACGCGGAGGUGCUAAGGAACAUCAAGGACUGUUUUCCGGACCUGCAGACCCAAGUCAAGCUUAAAUUAUUACUUUCCUUCUUCCACAUACCGAGGCGGAAUGUCGAGGAGUGGCGUGUCGAGCUGGAAGAAAUUAUCGAGGUGGCAUCGCUGGACAGCGAGUUGUGGGUUUCGAUGUUAUCCGAAGCGAUGAAGACGUUUCCCUCGACGGGUUCUCUGAAUACAGAUAUUACCGAUCUGGAUGAGCAUCGACCGAUAUUCGGAGAGCUCGUGAACGACUUGAGGAAAUUACUGAAGAAGCAGAAUGAUCCUGCCAUGCUGCCGUUGGAGUGUCAUUAUUUGAAUAAAACUGCUGUGACUUCUGUGGUUGGUCAACUGCCUGCUCCGACGAAGCAUUUUACAUUAAAGAGGAAACCAAAAAGUGCAGCAUUAAGGGCUGAGUUGCUACAAAAGAGCGUCGAUGCGGCUAGUAAUCUAAAGAAGAGUACAGCGCCAACAGUACCUGUCAGAAGUAGAGGAAUGCCCAGAAAAAUGACUGACACGACACCGCUUAAGGGCAUUCCUAGCAGGGUUCCCACCAGUGGCUUCCGAUCCCCUUCAUUGACGAGUCCUUCGAUGGCUAAUAGAACACCGAUUGCAAGUCGAAUUCGGAAAGACGGAGGCAUAAAGCUCUUGGACAUAAACGAACAACCGCUUGGCUACGCACAGGCUAAGAAAAGGAAACGAAUGCUGGAGCUGGAAGAGCAGCAGAAGAAGGUUGCCGAAGUCCAGGCAGCGGCAGCAGCAGCAGCUUCAGCUGCUGCGACAGCUGCAGAGACUCCGGUUACUCCGGAAUAUGCUCAAGGUCUGGCUCCGCUGAAUCCACCCACCACUCCAGCUGCCACGGUGUCGACAGCGCAGCCUUACGUUGCUCCAACCACACCUACCGUUGUGCCACCCACUGCUGCUCCUCAGACACCUACCACGCCUAUAGCUCCUACAACACCAAGUACAACAAUACCGGUGACAACACCUGUCGCUGUGGUACCUGUAGUGGAGAGUACUCCAGUCGGUGUGCAAACCGUCAGACCUGCUCAGACUGUCACCCAAAUCCGAAUACAAACCACUGCGCAGCCAGCAAAUGCUGCAGCGAACACAAGAAAAGGCCUGUCACUUACGAGAGAACAAAUGUUGGAGGCCCAAGAAAUGUUCAGAACUGCCAACAAAGUUACCAGACCGGAGAAAGCGCUUAUUCUCGGUUUCAUGGCAGGAUCGAGGGACAACCCCUGUCCAAAAUUGGGUAACAUUGUCACCGUCAUGUUAUCCGAAAACGUGGAAGAUGUCACUCAACCUGAUGGCACGACGGUGUCAAUGCUCGUAGAAACCCACUUCCAAAUGAAUUAUACCAAUGGUGAAUGGAAGAGAAUUAAGAAAAAUCGACGUGUCGUGAGCGACGAAUCUGCAGCUACUACGCCAGUUGCACCUGCCACAGCGACGGCUUCCAAUUGAACAAAUUCGAUUUAAUGCGUUCGUCUAACUUCCGGCAAAGAAUCACGCACAACUUUCUCGCCAGCUUCAUUGGAAGGCACAGAAAAAUGACUUUACGAAUUUUAUUUGCAAUAUAUCUGUAUAAUAAUUGAUUGAUAAUAUUUACAGCUUUAUAUCUAGAAGUUGUUAUGCAGAUAUGUGUUAAGCAUGUAUUUACAAAGUCGUUUUGUGUGAUCAAUGGUGAAUCUGCUGGCUCGAUCGAUAGUGAUGGAGGGAGUCCCUCGGAGUGAUGCAACGUCUGGCGAAAGUGCCUCAAGUGUGUGAUUUCAUUCGAUUAGUUGGUAAUGUGCGGUGAAGGAUAGUUUCUUCCUUUAAGGACUGUAUGAUUUCCGUUUUCAUAUUGUCUGUGUCGCCUGUAAAUAUUUACUGGACAUAGUCAAGGGUCCUUCGUCGGGUUAGGUUGGAUUAUUCAUAAUACUGUGUAAGUAUUCGGGAAGAGUUUUCGGAGUUCGUUGUCUACGGUUUACAUGUGUUUAACCGAUGCGUUUAAAAAUGUGGUUUACGUUCGGAACAUUCUAUAAACGGCUUUGUGCAAGUUUAAUUAACAUCACAUCUGGAAUUGUCAUAUCCCGUUGCAUGAUCGGAGGUAAUCAUGUACCUAGUAAAUUAUUCGCUAGUGCAUUACAUUAGAAUAUUAGCGUUAAAAGUCAAAACUGUGGCAAUUCUCAGAAUGUUCCAAACUUAAGCCAUUUCGAGACGGAUUAGGUGAAAAAAGAACAUUAAAAUAUACUUAAAGAAAGUAAGUAGUGAUUGGAAACGACGAAGCGACUUGUCUUUUUAUUUGUUUUUCUUUUCUAACUUUUUGGGACGAGGACUAUGUAAAUCUUGUUUUCAAUGUGUAGAUAGACUACGCCCAGUGUCGAGGAAAUGGUGUAGUGAUGUACAUUUGUAAGUUUGAGCUAAAAGUGUUAUAAAGAUCAGCAGUUUAUUAAUGAAUUCGAA
Orussus abietinus is the source of this 2580-nucleotide messenger RNA. It is a transcript of the gene Nelf-A, whose product is annotated as negative elongation factor A. Gene Ontology annotation, cellular component: NELF complex. Gene Ontology annotation, biological process: negative regulation of transcription elongation by RNA polymerase II. Bases 13 to 1599 code for a protein of 528 amino acids. Lineage: Eukaryota; Metazoa; Arthropoda; Insecta; Hymenoptera; Orussidae. The record is from RefSeq and is a predicted model, not a curated record. The transcript has 6 exons.